Eubalaena glacialis (North Atlantic right whale) is the source of this 4567-nucleotide messenger RNA. RefSeq names its product MDM2 proto-oncogene (gene MDM2). NCBI's taxonomy places the organism in Eukaryota, Metazoa, Chordata, Mammalia, Artiodactyla, Balaenidae. The coding region runs from base 594 to 2069 and encodes 491 amino acids. Gene Ontology annotation, molecular function: ubiquitin protein ligase activity; identical protein binding. The transcript is spliced from 17 exons. Gene Ontology annotation, biological process: negative regulation of apoptotic process; regulation of cell cycle. The record is from RefSeq and is a predicted model, not a curated record. Gene Ontology annotation, cellular component: nucleus.
GGCAGGGGGCGCGCAUCCGGCGCACCUCGGCCAGCUCGGCACCUUUGGGGGCCUGUGCGGCCCGGUGUGACUGGAAGGAAAAUGGAGCAAGACGCCUAGCCUGAGGGGUAGCUCUUACCCCUCUGACCGAGGUCCUGCCGCUUUCGCCGCUAGGAACCUCCUUCUUCUCCGGAUCUAGUGCGUUCGAGCGCCCCGGCGGCCUGGGCCCGGCGAGUGGAAUGGUCGCCGAGGCCCAGGGCGUCGGGCUUCCGCGCGCCCCGUGACGGGAACUAGGAAGCCUCGAGGGACGGCUCCCUCACCCACCCCGCCGACUCCAGGCGCGGCAAACCCCAAUUAGUGAGCAGCAGCUUGUAUCUACCGGGCGCUACGUCUGGGCGAGAUUGGACUGGUACUGGGGGCAGGUUGACUCAGCUUUUUCUGUGGGGCUGGUCAAGUUCGGACACGUUCCGCGUCGGCAGUGGAAGGAGCUAAGCCCUGACUUGUCUCCAGCUGGGGCUAUUUAAACCAUGCCUUUCCCCAGCUGUAUUCACUGGCUGUUUGAGAGAGAGAGCCUGUGGUCACCGAGCUGUAGCAUUUUCUGCUGAUCCAGGCAAAUGUGCAAUACCAACAUGUCUGUGUCUACUGAUGGUGCUGUAAGCACCUCACAGAUUCCAGCUUCGGAACAAGAGACCCUGGUUAGACCAAAGCCAUUGCUUUUGAAGUUGUUGAAGUCUGUUGGUGCACAGAAGGACACCUAUACUAUGAAAGAGGUUAUAUUUUAUCUUGGCCAGUAUAUUAUGACUAAACGAUUAUAUGAUGAGAAACAACAGCAUAUUGUGUAUUGUUCAAAUGAUCUUCUAGGGGAUUUGUUUGGAGUGCCAAGCUUCUCUGUGAAAGAGCACAGGAAAAUAUAUACAAUGAUUUAUAGAAACUUGGUGGUAGUCAAUCAGCAGGAACCAUCAGAUUCAGGCACAUCUGUGAGUGAAAACAGGUGUCACCUUGAAGGUGGGAGUGUUCAAAAGGACCUUGUGCAAGAGCUACAGGAAGAGAAACCUUCAUCUUCAGAUUUGGUUUCUAGACCGUCUACCUCAUCUAGAAGGAGAGCAGUUAGUGAGACAGAAGAAAAUUCAGAUGAAUUACCUGGUGAACGACAAAGAAAGCGCCACAAAUCUGAUAAUAUUUCCCUUUCCUUUGAUGAAAGCCUUGCUCUGUGUGUAAUAAGGGAGAUAUGUUGUGAAAGAAGCAGUAGCAGUGAAUCGACAGGGACUCCGUCAAAUCCGGAUCUUGAUGCUGGUGUAAGUGAACAUUCAGGUGAUUGGUUGGAUCAGGAUUCAGUUUCAGAUCAAUUCAGUGUAGAAUUUGAAGUUGAGUCUCUUGAUUCAGAAGAUUAUAGCCUUAGUGAAGAAGGACAAGAACUCUCAGAUGAAGAUGAUGAGGUAUAUCGAGUUACUGUGUAUCAGGCAGGGGAGAGUGAUACAGAUUCAUUUGAAGAAGAUCCUGAAAUUUCCUUAGCUGACUAUUGGAAGUGUACUUCAUGCAGUGAAAUGAAUCCUCCCCUUCCACCUCAUUGCAACAGAUGUUGGGCCCUUCGUGAAAAUUGGCUUCCUGAAGAUAAAGGGAAAGAUAAAGGGAAAAUGUCUGAGAAAGCCAAACUAGAAAACUCAGCACAAGUAGAAGAGGGCUUUGAUGUCCCUGACUGUAAGAAAUCUACAGUGAAUGAUUCCAAAGAAUCAUGUGUUGAGGAAAAUGAUGAUAAGAUCACACAAGCCUCCCUAUCCCAAGAAAGUGAGGACUAUUCUCAGCCAUCAACUUCUAAUAGUAUCAUUUAUAGUAGCCAAGAAGAUGUCAAAGAGUUUGAGAGGGAAGAAACACAAGACAAAGAAGAAAGUGUGGAAUCUAGUUUUCCUCUUAAUGCCAUUGAACCUUGUGUGAUUUGCCAAGGUCGACCUAAAAAUGGUUGCAUCGUCCAUGGCAAAACAGGACAUCUUAUGGCAUGCUUUACAUGUGCAAAGAAGCUAAAAAAAAGGAAUAAGCCCUGCCCCGUAUGCAGACAACCAAUUCAAAUGAUUGUGCUAACUUAUUUCCCCUAGUUGAACUACCUAUAAAAGUAGAAUUAUAUAUUUCUAACUAUAUAAACCCCAAAAUUUAGACAUGAAAUUUAUUUUUAUUUUUUUAGCUGUAUCAAAGCAAGAAAGUAUCUUACUACAUGUAGAUUUCUCCCAAUAGUGAAUAGUUACUUCCUUUUAGGAAAAUGCCCCUUCUGUUGAUAUUUUAUAUUUGGGUUUUAAUGUAAUUUGGAUUGGAUAUAGAGUUCAUCCUUUGCCCCUCUACCCCUUUUUUUUUUUUUGGGCUGCACUGCUCCGCAUGUGGAUCUUAGUUCCCCAACCAGGGAUCAAACCCGCGCCCCCUGCAGUGGUAGUGCAGAGUCUUAACCACUGUACCAUCAGGGAAAUUCCUACCGCUCAUUAUUUUAAAUAAUUUCCACUUUCUCUUAAAUGAGGAGUAUCUUACCUUUUAAAAAAUAUAUAAGUAGGACAUUUAAAUGUAACUUAUUCAGUACCUUUCAUGUAAGGAGGAAAAGUUCGUGUGAAAGAUUUAAUAUUUAAAUUUUACAUACUCUUAAACUUUCCAAUUCUUAGUUUCUCUAGUCUUUCAGAGCCUCUUAAAAUAUAAGAAGUCCUCUACAUACGAACCUUCAAAUUGCCAACUUUCAAAGAUGUGAACGUGAGCUGGCAUGUCCAGUCACGAAAGUUCACGUGAGUGGAGUACAUUGUCACGUGCGUGCAUCCUCUACAAAUGGUUGUGCUUUUGUGUACUUUACUAUAUAGAGUACAGUAGUAUAGUAUCUUUAUUUCAAGCCCAGGAUGUCUGGAAGCAAGCAUAAAAGCAGCAGUGAUGUAGCUGGUACUGCUGAUGGAAACAAAAGUGAAAAUAAUUGAGAGAGUGGAGUGACAAGAGGAAGAAGUAACAGAAGAACCAAAGAGAUUCACGACGCAGAAAAUGGCAAGGGUUUUUUCUUUAUUUGAGGAGGCACUGUUAGUUUUUGAGGCACAGGACCCGAACAUAGAAUGGUGCACGAAGGUUGCAGCAGCCGUUCAGAAUGCAAUCCAGUGCUACCGUGUUAUCUAUGAGGAGAAAAAAAGAGCUACUACCCAGACAUCAUGGGAUCGUUUUUUCAAGAGGGUAGGUAGAAUUGAAUCCAGCAAGGAACCAGAACCUGUGCCAUCAACGUCAGGUGUGAGUGAAAUUGCAGCUUGCCCUCAUCUCCUGUUGCUGACAAUCCUUCAGCUCUGUCAUCUCCCACCUCUUCUCCCUCCUCCAGUCAGUAACUCUUCUUGCCUGUUCACUUGAUGCUAGCCCCUGUAUGCCAGCUGUUGUACUGUACUACUGUACUUUACAAGAGGCAUGUGAGAAGACAAGGUCUCUGUAGUUAAGCACUUUAACCACCAGGUGGAAGCACCGCAUUGGGAGUUCUCGGACGGCAACCGCCAACUCCUAACUACUGGUACCCAAAACUGGCACCAGAGUGUGGCAUCUUACACCGCUGCUACUGAUAGUCAUAGAAUCACAGUCAAGCAGAGACCUUCAUUUUACAGACCCCUUUCUCCAGUGCUGUGUGGAGGUUGGAUGUGAAGAGGAGAAAGCUGGAAGCAAGAGACCAGUAGAGCUGUUGCCGUGGUACAGGAACUUCUUUCAUGCUUCUCAAGUUUAACUUCUUACAAAUUUCUAAGACUACUUCAAGAUUAAGUGAUUUGGAAACAAACAUUCCUCUUCUUAGGGAAGGACCGUGGAGUUUAUCCAGUCAAGGUCCCACAGAGGGAGUUAGAGUUGCAGUAACCUGGCACGAGUAAGCCCUGAUUCAAGGUGGUGAUGGGGGUUGAGUUUCACAUUUUGCUUUAUUUGAACAAUAUGUGAAAAAGAGUCACUAAAAACAAGAACAGACUGGGCUUUGUUGCAGCUGAGUGGCCUUGCAAAUCUCCGUAAAGAGGAAUCAUUGGACAUAAAGGAUCUGAUUCUGGGAUAUGAUCCAACUGCCCUCUGAAUGGAAGUAAAAUAUCCUUUUUAAGAGCACUGAAGUUCUGGGAUUUUGGGGGAAUAGUCACCUUUGUGAGAUGUGGAUUGUGUCCAGGGACUGUAACCUGAGAGGAAACAAGAAAGUUAUCUGAGUGAUUUCAGAUGUUUUGUGGUGCCAACAGUGAAAAACACUGAUAUCCACCACUAAAAUGCAGCCUUUAUGAAACACAUGUAACAACCUGCCGGGUCUCCCCGGGCUAGAAACAGCUUCAGUCCUGCUCGGUGAAUGAGUUACCAAGUGCCUACUGAUAUGGACCACAGUUGUUAAUGCUGUUGCUGAGAAUUACAAAGUGAAAUAAAGACAGUUCCUUUAUCUGGAGAUGUAAGUCAGAAGCAAUGGACUGAUUUCUGUCCCCAUCGUUUUCAUGGAGCGCAGAGGUAAAGAGUUGACUCUUUCUCUUUGUCUCAAGUCUGUACUUAAUAUCCUGAUUCUGUGUCAAUAUUAUUUAUAAGUGGAAUUUUUUUCUCAAUUUAUUCCAUUUUCCUUGCAGCUGAUCUAAGUGUAUAUAUAAGU